Molecule: messenger RNA, 450 nt
Organism: Lipotes vexillifer (Yangtze River dolphin)
Lineage: Eukaryota; Metazoa; Chordata; Mammalia; Artiodactyla; Lipotidae
Gene: CST6
Product: cystatin E/M
Exons: 3
Coding region: 1-450 (149 amino acids)
Cellular component (GO): extracellular exosome
Molecular function (GO): cysteine-type endopeptidase inhibitor activity
Source: RefSeq, a predicted model, not a curated record
AUGGCGCGUCCGAGCCUCCUGCUGCCGCUGGGCCUGGCCCUGCUCGCGCUCUGCCUCCUGGCGCUGCCCCGCGACUCCCGGGCCCGGCCGGGGGAUCGCGAGGUCGGAGAGCGGCAGGACCUGUCGCCCAGCGACCCGCAGGUGCGGAAGGCGACGCAGGCGGCCAUGACCAGCUACAACAUGGGCAGCAACAGCAUCUACUACUUCCGCGACACCACCAUCCUCCGGGCGCAGAGCCAGUUGGUGGCGGGCAUCAAGUACUACCUGACCGUGGAGAUGGGGAGCACGGCCUGCCGGAAGAAUGCCAUGGCUAGAGACCACAUAGACCUCACCGCCUGCCCCCUGGCCGCAGGGGUGCAGCAGGAGAAGCUGCGCUGUGACUUUGAGAUCCUUACGGUUCCCUGGCAGAACUCCUUCCAACUUCUAAAGCAUGACUGUGUGACCCUGUAG